AGGAGGGGGCGGAGUGAAGCGAACGGAAGCAGAAACGCGCUCUCUCUCUCAGACUUCUGAGGGGGUAAUACGUUCGUCAGGUGUGCGCGCCUGCACGCACCCCUAGAUGAGGAAGCGCGAAUGCGCGUCACCCUCUCACUAAGGCUGCGUGUGUUAUCUGCCUAUCAUACUCAUACUAUAGCAUCUCGAGCUUGGAGAUUGAACGCGAGCCCAGAAGAUGGCGGACUGCGACCAGGAGCAGGACGCGCAGCGCACCGUCUUCGUGUUCGAUUGCCGCUGGGAGAGCGACGAUGGGCGCGAGCGGAGCGCGAGAGCAGUGCGCAUUGGCGACCUGGACUUUCCCGCCUUUCUCCGGGCCGUGACGCAGGAGUUUUCCAUUGACAGCGAGGGAACGUUUGUGUUGACGACGACUGACAGGAAGGAAAUCACCGCUGAGCGAUUCGCGGAACUCAAGGAUGGGAACACUCUGCACCUGCUGCAGUCCGUCGAUCAGGUGCUGCCCACAGCGACCAAGGAGCGCAUCCUUUUCCUGCCACAUUAUGACACGCUCAUUAAAAGUGGCAUGUAUGAGUACUAUGCCAGUGAAGGCCAGAAGUCUCUGCCUUACGCAUUAGCAGAACUGAUCGACAACUCGCUGUCGGCAACGGCCAGCAACCCCGAUGUGAGGACUAUAGAGAUCAGACUGCUCUUUGACGAGUCGCAGGGCAAGCCUGCAGUGGUUGUCCUGGACAACGGCUGUGGCAUGACGUCCAAGCAGCUCAACAACUGGGCUGUCUACAGGCUCUCCAAGUUUACGCGAGAAAACAGUACAUUCAGAAGCGAUCACGCAGACUACGUGCGGCCGUGCCCGGUGCCUCGCAGUCUCAACAGCGACAUCUCCUACUUUGGAGUCGGGGGCAAGCAGGCGGUCUUCUUCAUCGGACAAUCUGUCAGGAUGAUUACAAAACCGGCCAGUUCACCCGACGUCCACGAACUGGUGCUGUCCAAGGAAGAGUUUGAAAGGAAAGAGAAGAAUAAGGAAGAUAUUUACUGUGGGUUUAUUCGAAACAGACAGCCAGGCGACUCCUCCCACAUAAGCAUGGAGGAAGAGCGCUUCCUGCACGGCUUCAUUCGCGAGGAGCUGCUGAAGGAGCACUUCACCGCUGUGGUGGUUACCGGAGUCCAACAGGAGCACAUUGCCUUCCUCAGGAGUGACUUCUACACAUGGACCAGGGAGCUGGCGCAUGUGUAUCAUUAUUAUAUUCAUGGUGCCCAUGGAAAUGAUAGGAAGUCAACUUACCAUGACCCCAAAAUGACCAAAAUCAAUAUUCAGGUCUGCCUGAUGGAGAGAUCCAAAUUGCCACGGAUGCUGAACCUUAGAGAGGUGACUGACGACAUGCAGACGCUGUACAUAAACAGCGCGGUCGAUACAUUUGAGUUCAGAGCCCAUGUGGGCGGAGACGGUGUUGUCGAGGGCACCAUCAGAUAUCAUCCAUUCCUUUAUGACAGGGAGACGUACCCCGAGGACCCGUACGUCAUAACCACCAUGCCGGCAGAUGAUGACGACGAGUGCGUUGUCGUCAGUCAUGAAGGCCGCGGCAAGAGGCCCGUAUUUGAGUGCUAUUGGAACGGCCGGUUGAUACCUUACACAACCAUAUCAGAGUUCGAGUGGUGUGCCUGGCCCAAGAAGAGCUGCCCGUUGCCUGUCGAGUGUUUCAGCAGGAUCUCUGGGGUCCUGUUUGCCAACGACCACUUCCAGGUCAGCACCAAUAAGCUCACUUUUAUGGACCUGGAGCUGCAGCUGAAGGACAAGGAGACCAUUUUCACCAGGGUGGUCAAUGGCCAGGAGCAGCGCGUGAAGAUCCAGAAGGAGUUCUUCCAGUGGCUUAAGGACUGCCAUGAGAAGUGGGACAAGCAAGUGAAGUUCAUGUACUUCCAGGGAACCACCGUGCGCACAGACGUUGUCACCAAGAAGAUGCAGUCGCCGUGGGCGCAAUUCACCACCAUCGAGUGGGACGGCAAGAUGUACAGUGCUGGCCAGUAUGUGAAAUCGAUAAAAACCCACCCCAUUUUCUAUGGGUCCAUUGUCCAGUUCCUACUCUACGGUGACCAUGAAGGAGAUGUCUAUGCCACUGGUGGACAAGUCCAGAUCGCUAUGGAACCCAGGGCAAUCUUCGAUGAAGUCCGAAUCAUACCGAUUUCAAAAAUAGAUAGGGGGGUGUCUCUGGCAUCUAUAAAGAGCUACAUGGAUUGCGAACUGGCCAAGCUUCCGCACAAGCUCAACGUAACCUGGCCAGAGGGGAACGAAUGGAACCCAGAUGCUGUACGUCCAGCUGGGACCCCAUUUGGCCCGAUUCAGGUCGAGAUUCUGAAUAAGAAAGGAGAGCCAAUGAUGCGAAUGCCUGGACCCAAUUCCAGUGCGUCAAAGAAGCUCCUGGUCGAACUGAAGGUGGUCUGGCACUCUCCCAAAGGUGAUGUGGAGACCAACUGUCAUACCUGUCAGCAUGGUGGGAAAUGGCCGUACUGGUUUAAAACGAUGGAGAACCUGAGCAACCUGGGAAAGUACACCCUGCGCCUGCAGGCUGUGCUGAACGAGAAUGGCGCCACCGAGUUCGCAGGCCGUCGACUGCCCUCCCAGACCCUUCACUUCUCUAUAUGUGAGGGUGCUGCUGAGAAGUUUGUGGUGGAUGCAGUUGACGCUCCUGUACACGUUGGGGUGCCUUUCAGCAUCACUCUGCAAUUCCGCGAUAGGUAUGACCACAUCACCCAGCCCCCCUCUGUCCUCCAACCCCGAUUGGAAUGCAGUGCCUUCGAUAUCAGUUAUGAUGAGACAGUGGUCAGUGGGACCAGUUUCACAAUCAAAGGCAUUAGGGCCAAAGGACUGCUGAAGCACUACCCAGGGAAGGCCUACAGUGUGAAGGUUGUCAUACCAGGAUUAAAACAGGAAACUCAGAUGCUGAAAAAAAGUGUCUUCCCAGGGCCUCCGCAUUCCCUGGUUGUCAAGCCUGAUGUUGAGGAAACAGUAGUGGAGAACGGGACAUCGGCCAAGUUUGACGUGAAGGUCCAUGAUGAGGCAGGGAACGUGGCAAUUCAGCCCAAGCUCAUUGUGCGCUGCCAGUUCCAAGGUGCCCCUGACCUGCCCAUGGAUGCAGUUGACUGCAGCAACACAGGGACAGGACUCUUCACAGACAAGCCGCUGUGGUUGAAGAACCUGAGGGCAGAUCAGGUCGUGACAGCAAAGUUUGACAUACCUAGCUGCACAGCAGUGGCGCCAGUGGAACGGAAGAUAAGGGUCACCCCCAGUGGUCGAGUGGCCAGGCUGGAGGUCUUCAGUCAACAAGAGGACGGCAUCAUCGCACUAAAGGACGGGGAGAAGAUUGGUUGGACCGCAGGGGACAUCCUGCAAAACCUGUACUAUCGCGUAUUCGACGAGGCUGACCGCCCAGUGCCCAUCACCACUGCCCUGGGGAAGAAAAUCAAGGUGAACUGGAAAGCAAGCAGUAAGGAACUAGAGAAGGGGAAGCUGCCAGAUGUCCCUGUCCCUACAGUGGUGAAGGAUGAACACUAUUACAGUGUGACCUACCAGGAUGGGAAUGUGUCUGUGGCAUGCUCCUUCACCAUUAUGCCGCACCCAGACGAACCGAAGCGCAUGAAGGCUACCUGGAAAUCCAUCACGUCCGUGCAGAUGAGCGAAGAGCUUCCCGGGGACAUCUUGUUGGACAUCGUGGAUCAGUAUGGCAACAAGACUCAAACGUUGACAUCUGCUUGUGUGAACUCUCUUGGAGUGUCUGCAGAUGGUCUGGAUAAAUCGGCUUUGAAAAUCUCAUGGGAAGAGUGCACGCAGUCCAUCAUCAUCCGGGGAGUCCGCUUCCUUCCCGGAGAACCAGGCCCUCGGGAGCUGUGCCUGGCAUGGAGGGAGUUCGUUGAGUGCUUGCGCAUUAAUGUGAGCCCAGGCCCUCCAAAGAAGGUUCAACUUGUGGAUGCACCUGAGGAGCCAUUGCAGGUUUUUAAUGGGAGGGACCUAGAGAAGCCACUGGUGGUUCAGCUGUGUGACGAAUGGGGAAAUCCCUCCCCUGACCCAAAGGCCACCAUAUCCCUGAAGCCCUCCACACCAGACCUGAAGAUUAAACUGUCAGCUGCAUCACAGUCAGUUGAUGCAGAGGGAAAAGCAAGUUUCAUUGUGAAACAAGUGACAGCAGCAAAUGGGGACUAUGGACUGGAGUUCAAAGGCACCCUAAACCGCCAGCCCAUUCCGGGGCCAGUGGUAAAAGUGAAGGUACUCCCAGACCCCAACAAACCCAUCAAGCUUGCUGUGAGCUAUGAUUCAGAAGCCGUGCAUCCUGCUGGAGGGGUCCUCACCGUGUUUUCUGUGACGGUGGUGUCUGAGGAGGGCAGCAACAUAAGGAACCUGAACCCUGCAUCCAUGUCCAUGAUGUUGUGGAAGGGCGAAGGGUCAGGGAACAAACCACCCGGGGGGGCUGAAACGCUGAAGUGCAGUAAACCCAAGGAAACUGAGAGGGAUGAUACUUUCUACUUCCGAGACAAAAUCAUCCCAGAACAUGUGGGAAACUACAAAAUUCAGUUUUUUUUCUGUUUGGACAAAACGAAAGGGCUUUGGAGUGAUCAGUUUGUCAUAAACGUGGUGCCCAACGUUCCAGAGAAAUUAAUGCCAGAUUCCCAGCCCCCUACCCCAGUGGUUUCUAACAUACUCUCCGUUGAGAGUCGGACCCUCUUUAAGAGCCUGACCCUUGUAAUCAUGGACAAGUACAAAAACCCAGCAGGCACCCACCUGGAUGGCACGGUGGUGGUCUCUAUCAGGGGCUCCAGCGAGGAGGAUGUGGAGCUGCCUGUGUUCGAAGGGAAUGCCAAGACCGUGUCGUUUGCCCUCUCUGGUGGCAAGGCUGAGGUCACGAACCUGACUAUCAUGGAGAACUGCCCAGGUACAGACGGCAUGGAGUACUCUCUCCACUUCCAGCCCGUGGUACCUGAAGACAACAACCCACUCAAGCCUUUUGAGCUCCCUUUCAUGUUUUACAAUGAUUCUAAAAAUCAAGAACAAAUGGCAGUUUUGACCAAAAAGAAGGACCGACUCUCACAGUCCAUCAUGGCUUACAAAAGUGUGUUUGAUACCAAUAAGCAGUUGAUCUCUGAGCUAAAAGACCAGCUACAGAAUGCUUCCAGCAAGGAGCUGUAUCUGAAAUCUGAAAUUAGGAAGAGUAAUAUGAAUGUGGCACAACUGUCUACUGUCGACGCCAUCGAUGCUCUCAUUGUGCAGAAGAAGACAGAACAGGAGAAUAUCCUGAAGCAGCCCAGGCGGACCUGCUCCAUCCCUGUUCUAUCCCAUGUUUUCAGGACCAACCCAGAUGUGCUCGGAAAGGUGGCCCACUUGGCCUUGGUUGAAGACAACGAUGCUGCCCAGGUAAUUUCCUGGCAUCUGUCUGGGGACAUGGACUGUGUAGUGACCCGAAACACCGCGGCUGCCCGGCAGAUCUACGACUACACCCAGGGCAGGCAGCAGGUGAUGCCCCUGGACUCGGUCUUGUGGAGGAACAACAGGCCACUGCCCCACAUAAAAGGGCCAAGCAGUUUCCCGGCUAUCGGAAACCCCGUGUUCGCCCGUGACCUGCUCAUUUUUCCCCAUCAUGUUGAAAGCUGUCAUACAGUCUUCGGCAAUCUUCUGGGAGAUACUAUUCUAAUAGACAACCUGGAUGCUGCAAACCACUACCGAAAGGCGGUCAUACAGAACAAAGUGCAGUGUCCCACACUACUGACGAGGCAAGGUGAGCGAGUGCGCAGUAACGGGAAGUUUGGGGGUCUUCAAAACAAGGCCCCGCCCAUCGAAAAGUUGCGUGGUCAAGUAUUCGGCGCUCCACUCCCAAAACAGUACCAUACCCUCCGCAGUCAAAUAGAUCAUCUGCAGCAGUACCGUCUGGCAGUGUCCGAGCGUAUGAAGGUGCAGAAGGACUAUGAUGUCCACCAGGCUAAAAUGCAUUCGCCUGAGAUGUUGCAGAAUGAGAAGGAGAUGAUGGAACAAGAGAAGCAGCUGAUGGAAAUAGAGAAAAAACUUGGUACACCACAAAACAAUAGAAUGUCCAGUGAUUCUGGGAUGAAACGGUCAGCACCAGUGCCACCUUCUGAAAUAACCCCAAAACGGCCGCGCCGUGAGAUGAGAUCAUUAAUCUCGGAAGCUUCUAACAACAUGGAAAAAAGAAGAAAAACAUCUUAAUCUUUUUUGUUUUUCUGUUUUCAUUUUAUUACUUUUCUGUGAGGCCUGCAAUGUUAAUUGCUGUAAAUUUUAUUUUCCAAA
Molecule: messenger RNA, 6286 nt
Organism: Scleropages formosus (Asian bonytongue)
Lineage: Eukaryota; Metazoa; Chordata; Actinopteri; Osteoglossiformes; Osteoglossidae
Gene: smchd1
Product: structural maintenance of chromosomes flexible hinge domain containing 1
Exons: 48
Coding region: 218-6205 (1995 amino acids)
Biological process (GO): double-strand break repair; chromosome organization
Cellular component (GO): chromosome
Molecular function (GO): protein binding; ATP binding
Source: RefSeq, a predicted model, not a curated record